Pleuronectes platessa (European plaice) is the source of this 2596-nucleotide messenger RNA. Its product is annotated as protein IWS1 homolog. Gene Ontology annotation, cellular component: nucleus. The record is from RefSeq and is a predicted model, not a curated record. Gene Ontology annotation, biological process: poly(A)+ mRNA export from nucleus. NCBI's taxonomy places the organism in Eukaryota, Metazoa, Chordata, Actinopteri, Pleuronectiformes, Pleuronectidae.
AUGACGUAGUUCCGCCAUCUUGGCUCUGAGGCUGUGGAGGGUAGCUACUAGCUCUUAGCUCAGCUCCUCGCUAGUAUCUGGUUGAUUUAGUCUGCGUGAGAUUAAAGUGAACGUGGUUCCGGCUCUUCGGGUCUGAACCUGAACCUGAAUCCGCGUCGGGGGGACUGAUGGACGGGGAAGAGGAGGACUUCAUGUCCGGGGCCCGCUCCGAUGACGGCGGCGGCACUCCGGUUCAGGACGAACACCCGGGGACAGACGGCGAGGACGUGAGGAGCGACAGACACGAGUCUGAGGACGAGGACAGCCCCGAGGAGGACGGCCCCCAGGCCGCUGAGCCCAGCGGGGCCGCCAGCGGCUCCGACCACGAGGAGCGACCAGCGGCCGACAGCGACUCCGAGGUGGAGGCCCCCGGGAGCCACCAUGACAAGAGUGACUCGGAGAGUGACUCCGAGGUGGAGGCCCCCCGUCCGGCCGCCGGCGACUCCCCAGUGAAACGCAGGACGAGUGGAUCAGACAAUUCGUCACCGGUCAAACACAGAGCGUCGGAUCAUGAGGAGGGGGAGGGGUCGUCUCCUCCUCCCAAACGCAGAGGGAGUAGCUCGGACGGGGGGGACGGGGGGGACAGGCCCCAAGCGGCCGUGGACAGCGACUCAGAGAACGAGGACGUCAAACCUGCGGCGUCCAAACAGUCCAAUGCCGACAGUGACUCUGACACAGAGACGCCCACAAAACGAAAGGCGGCACAGAUAGACUCAGACGAGGAGGGGGGGGGGCAGGAAAGGAAACCGGAGGAAGUGGGAGGGGGGGGGAAGUGGAACGCUGUGAUGCAGUCUGACAGUGAGGAUGAGGAGGAGGGACAAAAGAGGAAGGCUGCAGCCGGAAGUGACGGAGAGAAGCAGGAGGAGCAGAGCGACGACGAGAAGCCAGUGAAGAGGAAGAAGGCCAUCCUGUCAGACAGUGAGGAAGAGGAGAAAGUAGAUAAACCAGCCAAGAGGAGUCGGGCGGUGUCGGACGACGAGGAGAACUCGGACAGCGACGCGGGGGGGGGGCCUGAUAAGAGCCUGGCAGCCAAACUGAGGGAGCUCGGCUCCGACAGCGGCAGCGAGGAGGAGAGCGCGAAGGCGGCGGGGGGGCACCAGGACGAGCAGGCGCUGUUCGGCAGCGACAGCGAAUCAGGAGACGAGGAGGAGAAGAUGAUCGCAGAUAUCUUCGGGGAGUCCGGGGAGGAAGAGGAGGAGGAGUUCACGGGUUUCAACCAGGAGGACCUGGAGGGGGAGAAGCAACAGGCCAAGGAGCAGCAGCAGCAGCAGGAGGAGCAGGAGGAGUCGGAGUCGGACGACGGAGUCGACCGCAGCGGUCAAGACACCAGCUUCAUGUCAGACUUCGACAUCAUGCUCGCUCGGAGGAAAGCCCUGAACAGCAAGAGGAGGAGACACCGGGACGGAGGGACGUUCAUCAGCGACGCCGACGACGUGGUCAGCGCCAUGAUCCACAAGAUGACCGAGGCUGCAGAGGAGGAUCGAACUCUGAACAGUCAGAAGAAACCAGCGCUGAAGAAACUCACACUGCUGCCGCAGGUCGUCAUGCACCUGAAGAAACAGGACUUGAAGGAGACGUUCAUCGACAGCGGGGUGAUGUCGGCCAUCAAAGAGUGGAUCAGUCCUCUUCCAGACAAGUCGCUGCCUGCGCUCAGGAUCCGAGAGGAGCUGCUGAAGAUCCUGCAGGAGCUGCCCAGCGUCAGUCAGGAGACUCUGAAGCACAGCGGCAUCGGCCGCUCCGUCAUGUUCCUGUACAAACACCCCAAAGAGUCUCGACCCAACAAAGACCUGGCGCUCAAACUCAUCAAUGAGUGGUCGCGGCCCAUCUUCGGUCUGACGUCCAACUACAAGGGGAUGACGAGAGAGGAGCGGCAGCAGAGAGACCUGGAUCAGCAGAUGCCUCAGAAACGACGACUGAGCUCCGGGGGCCAGACGCCUCGCAGAGACCUGGAGAAGCAGCUCACUGGAGAGGAGAAAGCUCUGCGACCCGGUGACCCCGGGUUCUGCGCCCGGGCUCGAGUCCCGAUGCCGUCCAACAAGGACUACGUGGUUCGACCCAAGUGGAACGUAGAGGGCGACUCCAGCAGGGGGCCCAUGAAGAAGGGCGUGUCCCGGGUCGAUAAGCAGAUGCGUAGAAUCGCUGAAGUCCGACGCCUGACGAAGCCGGGCCACGCCGUGAAGAUCAGCGUCCAGGGAAACCACAUGCCGCUCUGAUUUUAACCUCCCUAGGAUUUAUACACUUGUUUUUCUUUUUAGUGUUUUGUUCCUGACCCCCCCCCCCCCCCCUUCCUCCUCAGGUCCGGCCCUGCCUUGCUCAAGGGCUGAGGUCAAAGUGUGAAUGUCUGGUGAUGUCACAGAUAUUUGAGAGAUUUUGACCUCGCAGGUUUUUCAGGAACCAAACGAUCCACCUCUGCCUUUUUGUUUCUGAAUGUGAAGGUGUUUUUAUGUUUUGUCCCCUCUCUGCUGCCGUAGCAGCUGUACAGCUGUGAUCAGGACUCACACAAUGAAUGUUGUGUAUCUGAUGAUGAUUUUGUUAAUAAAGUCACAAACUCUCUUCA